AGGUGCGCCUAUCCAGCCGCUGGGCGCCGGAAGAGGAGGAACCUAAGAUGGCGGCGCCCGUGGGCGCCAGGAGGAGUCGCUCAUGUCCGGGAACGGAGCGGUGUGGGGGCGCGUGCGAGGCCGCCUCCGCGCCUUCCCCGAGCGCCUCGCGGUCUGUCGGGCCGAGGCCGCAGCCUAUGGAAGGUGCGUGCAGGCGUCCACGGCCCCAGGCGGACGUCUGACGAAGGACCUCUGUGCGCAGGAGUUCGAGGCCCUGCGGAACUGCUUCGCCUUCGCGGCCAAGAAGACCCCGAGGGGAGGCCUUUAGGAUGGACGAGCCAGCACCGUGCUUGUGUUUGCUGCCCACGGCCCCGAGGGGCAGACGUCUAGGACAUCUAAAGCUUUUCGAGCUAAAGGGACCCCCGUGCUCCUCGGGGCGCAUGGUGGGCAGCAGGGUGGGGUGGGGGGGUUCUGCCUUGUGUGUGUGAGGUUUCUGGUAAGAAGCAGCGAAGCAACAAUACAGACUAUAGCAGACCCCGCCGGGUCUCUGUCCUGUGGUUCGCAGAGUGUGUGGGCCGCGGGAGCACGCCCCUCACAGAAUUUUCA
Molecule: messenger RNA, 585 nt
Organism: Suricata suricatta (meerkat)
Lineage: Eukaryota; Metazoa; Chordata; Mammalia; Carnivora; Herpestidae
Gene: NDUFAF8
Product: NADH:ubiquinone oxidoreductase complex assembly factor 8
Exons: 3
Coding region: 83-307 (74 amino acids)
Biological process (GO): mitochondrial respiratory chain complex I assembly
Cellular component (GO): mitochondrion
Source: RefSeq, a predicted model, not a curated record